AUGCCGAAUCCACAAGUGUUUUUUGACAUGACCAUUGGCGGCGCUCCUGCUGGCCGCAUAACUUUUGAGCUGUUUGCUGACAAAGUGCCCAAGACUGCCGAGAACUUCCGUGCAUUGUGCACAGGUGAAAAGGGUAUCGGCCGCUUGGGCAAGCCGCUGCACUACAAGGGCAGCGAAUUCCACCGCGUUAUUCCCAACUUUAUGUGCCAGGGUGGUGACUUUACAAAUGGACAUGGUACGGGUGGUGAAUCCAUCUAUGGCGAAAAAUUCGCCGACGAGAACUUUCUGCUGAAACAUAAGGGAGAAGGCAUCCUGUCUAUGGCGAAUGCAGGACCCAACACUAACAACUCGCAGUUCUUUAUCUGCACGGUCGAGACCUCGUGGCUAGAUGGAAAGCAUGUUGUCUUUGGUCGUGUUGUGGAUGGCAUGGACGUGGUAAAAAAAGUUGAGGCCGUAGGCUCGCAGUCGGGUAAGACCAAAAAGCCCGUGGUUAUUGCCGACUGUGGCCAGUUGUAG
Messenger RNA from Plasmopara halstedii, 516 nucleotides. Its product is annotated as peptidyl-prolyl cis-trans isomerase. The transcript has a single exon. Gene Ontology annotation, biological process: protein folding; protein peptidyl-prolyl isomerization. Lineage: Eukaryota; Oomycota; Peronosporomycetes; Peronosporales; Peronosporaceae. Gene Ontology annotation, molecular function: peptidyl-prolyl cis-trans isomerase activity. Bases 1 to 516 code for a protein of 171 amino acids. The record is from RefSeq and is a predicted model, not a curated record.